This is a messenger RNA of Mus musculus (house mouse), 5198 nucleotides long. It is a transcript of the gene Dusp8, whose product is annotated as dual specificity phosphatase 8. Gene Ontology annotation, molecular function: MAP kinase tyrosine/serine/threonine phosphatase activity; protein serine/threonine phosphatase activity; protein tyrosine phosphatase activity. The record is from RefSeq and is a predicted model, not a curated record. The transcript has 7 exons. Gene Ontology annotation, cellular component: nucleus; cytoplasm. The coding region runs from base 841 to 2832 and encodes 663 amino acids. NCBI's taxonomy places the organism in Eukaryota, Metazoa, Chordata, Mammalia, Rodentia, Muridae.
GCCCUCCGCCCCGGGCCUGUCACUCGCGGCUCCCGCGGUGGCCGAGCCGGCUCCGCGGACCCCCGCCCCACCCGGACGCCGGACGCCGGACGCUGAGCCGGGCCGGAGCUGCCGGCCGCGCCCGCCAAGUCGCGGGCUGGGAUGCGCGCCGUGAGCGCGCGUGCCCGACCGCAGUACGCGCGCUCCGUCCCGAGCGAGCGCUCCCCGCGGUGGCGGCGACGACGGCGGCGGCGGCGGCGACGCGCCCCGCGCGCCUCUCCGGCCCUUGCCCCGGCUACGCGGGCCCCCGACGGGCCCAUGGGUGGCGGAACGGAGCGGGCGCCCUGAGCGCGGCACCGGCGUUGGGGGCAACCCCAGGGCAAGCGAGAGCCAGGUGAGCCAGGCGCUGACAGCGGUCGAGUCCUAAGCCGGGUGUGGGCCCAGGACGUGCGGAGGUUUUUGCGGUUGUGUGCCCUGAAGGAAGAAGCUCUUUGGAGCACCGAGAAUAAAUGGCUCUGCCCCGCGAGCGGCGCGCGCUGCAGAUCCGCGCCUGCAGUGCGCUGUCUUUCUCGGCAUAUUCCUUCUUAUCUGGAGGGAUAUAUAUAAGAGACCUAGGGAUUCGCGGGGGAGGGCUGAGAUCCAGCACAGAUCGGUGAGAGUCCCUGCGAAGCGCCCCCGCUGGCAGCCAGAUUUGGAGAAGGUCGUCCGCGGCUGCAGCGGGCAGGGGGAUGCGAAACCUCCGACGCCAGAGGGUCGGCUCCGGCCUGCGGUCUGGCACCAUGCACUAGGAUACCCAGAACGCUGCAAGGCCACGCCCUCCUCACUUCAGGGGUCACUCUCCCCAUUGCCCACCACCCCACCAUGGCUGGGGAUCGGCUCCCGAGGAAGGUGAUGGACGCAAAGAAACUGGCCAGCCUGCUGCGUGGCGGGCCUGGGGGACCCUUGGUCAUCGACAGCCGGUCCUUCGUGGAGUAUAACAGCUGCCACGUGCUGAGCUCUGUGAAUAUCUGCUGUUCAAAGCUGGUGAAGCGGCGCCUUCAGCAGGGAAAAGUGACAAUUGCUGAGCUUAUCCAGCCUGCUACACGGAGCCAGGUGGAUGCCACAGAACCACAGGAUGUAGUGGUGUAUGACCAGAGCACACGAGAUGCCAGCGUGCUGGCAGCAGACAGCUUCCUGUCCAUCCUGCUCAGCAAGCUGGACGGCUGCUUCGACAGUGUGGCCAUCCUCACAGGAGGCUUCGCCACCUUCUCCUCCUGCUUCCCUGGCCUCUGUGAGGGCAAGCCUGCCACUCUACCGUCCAUGAGCCUCUCUCAGCCCUGCCUGCCUGUGCCCAGUGUUGGCCUGACCCGAAUCCUGCCUCACCUCUACCUGGGCUCUCAGAAAGAUGUCUUGAACAAGGAUCUGAUGACCCAAAACGGAAUAAGCUAUGUCCUCAAUGCCAGCAACUCCUGCCCUAAACCGGACUUCAUCUGUGAGAGCCGUUUCAUGCGUAUCCCCAUCAAUGACAACUACUGUGAAAAGCUGCUGCCCUGGCUGGACAAGUCCAUCGAGUUUAUUGAUAAAGCCAAGCUGUCCAGCUGCCAAGUCAUUGUUCACUGUCUGGCUGGCAUCUCUCGCUCUGCCACCAUUGCCAUCGCGUACAUCAUGAAAACCAUGGGCAUGUCUUCUGACGACGCAUACAGGUUUGUGAAGGAUCGGCGCCCCUCCAUCUCGCCCAACUUCAACUUCCUGGGCCAGUUGCUGGAGUAUGAGAGGAGUCUGAAGCUGCUGGCUGCCCUGCAGACUGAUGGACCUCACUUGGGGACCCCUGAGCCCCUCAUGGGCCCGGCAGCAGGCAUCCCACUGCCCCGGCUGCCACCAUCUACCUCAGAGAGCGCUGCCACUGGGAGCGAGGCAGCCACCGCAGCCAGGGAGGGCAGCCCAAGUGCUGGAGGGGAUGCUCCGAUCCCCAGCACAGCUCCAGCCACCAGCGCGCUGCAGCAGGGCCUGCGUGGCCUGCACCUCUCCUCUGACCGCCUCCAGGACACCAACCGCCUCAAGCGUUCCUUUUCCCUGGACAUCAAGUCGGCCUAUGCACCCAGCAGGAGGCCCGACUUUCCCGGCCCACCCGACCCCGGUGAAGCCCCGAAGCUCUGCAAGCUGGACAGCCCGUCUGGGGGCACACUGGGCCUGCCCUCGCCCAGCCCAGACAGCCCGGACUCCGUUCCAGAGUGCCGCCCACGACCCCGCCGGCGACGCCCCCCGGCUAGUUCGCCUGCCCGCUCCCCCGCGCAUGGUCUGGGCCUGAACUUUGGAGACACGGCCCGGCAGACUCCACGGCACGGCCUCUCGGCCCUGUCGGCGCCCGGGCUGCCUGGCCCUGGCCAGCCGGCUGGCCCCGGGGGCUGGGUGCCGCCACUGGACUCCCCAGGCACACCGUCGCCCGACGGCCCCUGGUGCUUCAGCCCCGAGGGCGCGCAGGGUCCAGGCGCUGUGUUCUCCGCCUUUGGCCGGGUAAGUGCAGGCGCACCUGGACCCGGUAACAGCAGCAGCAGCGGUGGUGGUGGUGGUGGUGGUGGCGGCGGCGGCGGCGGCGGCGGCGGCGGCGGCAGCAGCAGCAGCAACAGCAGCAGCAGCAGCAGCAGCAGCAGCAGCAGCAGCAGCAGUAGUAGUAGUAGUAGUGACCUGCGGAGGCGGGAUGUGCGGACCGGCUGGCCCGAGGAGCCUGCUGCAGAUGCACAGUUCAAGAGGCGCAGCUGCCAGAUGGAGUUCGAAGAGGGCAUGGUGGAGGGGCGGGCACGUGGCGAGGAGCUGGCAGCCCUGGGCAAGCAAACCAGCUUCUCUGGCAGCGUGGAGGUCAUCGAAGUAUCGUGACCCUUCAGAAGUCCCUGUGCCCUUGCUCCAGCCAGGCCAGGUAUAAAUAUAUAUUAUAUAUAAAACACACAGAAAAGGUAAAUGGUUUUACUGCAAUUUUUAUCAAGAAGUAAAUAUUUCGAUUUUUUAUUUAUUUAAGCUAGUGAUCUGGCAACUGUGCGGGGCGGCCCUAAAGCUCUGUUUUUACUGUCUGGUAUUUAAACUGAAACAGGUUUCUAAGCAAUAUGAGGCCACCUUCAAUCCCAAACUGGGUUGACAGGCCUGGGCCCCUCCUUGCCCCUCCCCUCUGGAAACAUUACUGACCUUUCAAAGAGCUGCCCAGCUUUCCUGCACUUUUUACAUAAGAAAAAAGGGGGGGGGGGAAUGAAAAACAAAAAAAAAAAAAAACAAAAAACCCAAACCCUUACUUGCCACAAACUGAGCCGCAGACCCCUCCCCUCUCCUUUCCCUCUUCUCCUGUCUCUCCUCUCCUGUUUCUCCUAUCUUGGGCUCUGCAGCAAAGCCAUAGGUAAGGGGAGGAGGGGGAAACCCUAGUGUCCCUGCAGAAGGCCCCACUAGCAGUGUCCCCACACCUCAAAUUGCCAAGUCUUAGUGGCAUAGAGAUAGAUACCUUCUCUGCCCUUCACCCCAGGGCUGUUACCUGGCAGGUGUUGGUGGGCACUGGGCCCAGUGGAGCAGAGUUUUCAGGGAGACUUGGACAAGGGGGUUCCUGAAAGCCAGAUGAGGUAGCUCUGAAGGCAAGGACGGAGGACCUCACUCCUGUGAGAGUGAGGCCCAGUUCCCUAGAAGGGCCCAGGAGGCCAUUCAGAGGAAGCAUCUCUCUUUUCCUUUGCAGAUGCCCUGCCCAUUGGGAAGCCGAGUAGACUUCCCCAGCAUGUACUGGGGCAGUGUCCAAUGCCAGCAGGAGGAGCUUAGCUAGCUGGGGCUGGCAGGGGCUAUCUCUGCUGGUCAGAGGGGAGCUCUAGGCCCAGUAAGAAUGGGGGUAGAGUCAAGCUCUUGUUCUGGGCUCUUCCUGCUACAGGUAGGACUUGGAAUUCUACUGCGUCUGCAGGUUGGGGAGCCCCUGAGGCAGGCGGGGUAAAGUACCUACCAAGCCCUUAGGCUUACAGGAAGUGGGAAUCCUCAACUAUAGGAGAACUGUCUCCAAGCAGAGAAAGACCCCACCUAAGGACAGAUGCUGGGCAAGUCCCCCAUGACUGCCCCAUCCUCCAAAGGGCUUCUCAGGAGAGAGUCCCUCUGUAUGCGCACUUCCCAGGCAGCAUACUUCCCCAGUGUCUUCAAGAUGUUAUGCUAGCCUCCACCCAAGGUGGCUUUUUUAGGCUCAGAGCCAAUCUAGGAGAAGGACAAGGAGAAAAGUGCCAGCCACCCUUGCUGAAUAUCCUCUUGGGGACCCAAAGUUUUGAGGCAGAAUAGGAGUUCUUGCUCUUAGAUGUCUUUAAGUCUUGGAGUGGGUCUGUCCUUUGAGGAAGAAGCUAGGGGCUUGUUAACAAGUAGCUGGGGCAGGAUCUAGGGUGGCACCUUUCUACCCCACCUCUCUUGCUGUGUCCUUCUGUCUGUUCUUCUUUUGACCUGCUCCCCAUGUUCCUGUCACCCUCCUUCUUAAGCAAAAGUCCUGUCCUAGUUCUCUUGAUCCCACCCAUCCUGAUCCCUGAGAAAAUAAGCUAUUGUUGUAUUUGCAAUCUAUGGAUUAGAGGUUUAAGUAUUUAUUAUUAUUGGUUAAUUAUUAUUAUAAUUAUUAUUAUUAAUUAUGUAAAUUUACCUCCUGUCUGUCAUUGGAUUUCUGAGGUGACCCUGGGUGUGGAGGGUGCACUGGCUUCCCCCUCCAUGCCCCCACUCUACUGCUGUCCAGGAGACAGUGGUGUGGGGCCACCAGUUGGACCCUAAAGCUCCCCCUUGGGUCUGGUUCCUCCCCUCUCUUGAUGGAGAUAUGGCAUCUAUCCUGGAUACACGGGGCCCGUUGGCCUCAGUCUGUCUCUGUUCUCACUUACACAUGACCCUGGUCUCCCCAAAGUGAGCAGACAAGAUGGAGGAGGUCUCAGCUCCCCACUCCUUUGUGUUGGGGGAGGUGGAGCAUAGGCUUUCCCUGGUGGCUUUCCACCCACUGUCCACUGUGUGGAGGGUAUAGGGUUCUCUAUCACUCUCCCACCACUCUUACCUGGUCACUGCCGGCACUGGAAUGGCCCAGAAUGCACCUGGCUCCCUCUGUUGUCCAGUACAGGAGAGGUCCCUUGCCCAAGGCUUCCAGUCCCCGAGGGCCAGGGUGCCAGCUUCCCCCUUGGGACCUUGCCCCAUGAGGCCGCACUUUCCUGUCCCUCCUUUUGUAUUUGAAACAAUGUGUUGUAAUAAAUCAUGAGACGGAUGUUUUC